Molecule: messenger RNA, 843 nt
Organism: Coniophora puteana RWD-64-598 SS2
Lineage: Eukaryota; Fungi; Basidiomycota; Agaricomycetes; Boletales; Coniophoraceae
Exons: 7
Coding region: 1-843 (280 amino acids)
Source: RefSeq, a predicted model, not a curated record
AUGCCCGCGUUGACGUCUAUCAGCAUGCAUAUGACCCGGUCGCCCUCCACCUUCGUCGUUGUCAUCCCCCCCUACGUUGACUGGCUGCCUCGCGCGGCUACUCCCGGCGGCCUCGCUUCCCUCGCCCUCGCUCCCUCCGCACUCUCCAGGGCGGCUGAUGCCUGGGCGCCCGUCGACACCCGUUGGGAUGGUGAUCGCCAGAUGGGCGGUUACCGCUGGUGGCGUAGCGAUUGGAAUGAGAAGGAUUCGUCUGACGCGUCUAUGUCGACGCAUAGCCACGGUACAAGGACUGAGGAGGAUUCGUCUGAUGUGUCUAUGCCGACGCAUAGCUACGGUACGAGGCUGGCUUCGAGGGCCGCCACUCGCGGUGAGCUCAGCAACGCAGACGCAGGUGUCAGGACCCGAAAGCGCGCUAACACUGGCGCCGAUAAACCCGAGGCGUCCAAACGUCCUCGCACGACAAAGGGACCUUCAGCAUCCUCUCGGGGAGGUAAAGCAAGCAGGGGACGAGGGCGGCCCGCGAACAAAGCGCCCACCAAGACGUGUGAUCGGUGUUACGGAAUGAGCAAGAAGUGCGAGGGCAUCCCGAAGAAGAAGGGGCCGACUCGGUUCCCGGCACAACAAGUCAACGCGUCGGCCAGUUCCUCCCGCCAGCAACACGCUGAGGACCGAGCUUCGCUUGGCGAGACACUAGGUCGAAGUCACCCGGACGACGACGAGAGCGCCGAUCGCGGGGUCGACGAGGCGUCUAACUCGUCCGCUGAUAGCGAGGGCGCCAUCGAUGGCGGGACGAGUGAGGGCGAUGAAGUGCAAUCUUCCGAUCCUACCGACCCCGCAACUUAA